This is a messenger RNA of Salvia hispanica, 601 nucleotides long. RefSeq names its product small ribosomal subunit protein eS21y-like. NCBI's taxonomy places the organism in Eukaryota, Viridiplantae, Streptophyta, Magnoliopsida, Lamiales, Lamiaceae. Gene Ontology annotation, molecular function: structural constituent of ribosome. The record is from RefSeq and is a predicted model, not a curated record. Gene Ontology annotation, cellular component: ribosome. Gene Ontology annotation, biological process: translation.
AAAAAAUUUGUGGGUGUUAGGGUUUUGGGCUGCUUCUCAUAUAAAUUGAUCAGCAAAAGCCGCCCAUCGUUCAGCAGCUCCAGCCUUCGUUCCUGCAUCAGGUGUUUGGUGAUUUGGUAGUAUUUCUCAAGUGCUCAAAAGAGACAGCAAAUAUGCAGAAUGAGGAGGGACAAAACAUGGACCUGUACAUCCCAAGGAAGUGCUCGGCCACUAACAGGCUGAUCACUUCCAAGGAUCACGCCUCUGUCCAGAUCAACAUUGGUCAUUUGGAUGAGAGUGGCAGAUACACUGGUCAAUUCUCAACCUUUGCUCUUUGUGGAUUCAUCCGUGCCCAGGGUGAUGCUGACAGUGCGCUUGAUAGGCUGUGGCAGAAAAAGAAAGUUGAAGCCCAACAGCAGUAGAUGGGUUUUUUUUUGUUUGGAAGGUGUUUUUGGAUGUUUCUCAGUACUGUGAGAAUUUUAAGAUGUGAAGUUGAAGUUUCACACCGCAUCUAUCUUUAUGUUUACUUAAGUUAGUAUUAGUGGAUUGUGAUUUAUGAUCUUCCUUUAACAUUGUAUGUUCUGCUCUUUUUAUCUUGAAAUACAUCUUUUGUUCUUCAUUA